Messenger RNA from Sesamum indicum (sesame), 624 nucleotides. The record is from RefSeq and is a predicted model, not a curated record. NCBI's taxonomy places the organism in Eukaryota, Viridiplantae, Streptophyta, Magnoliopsida, Lamiales, Pedaliaceae.
AUGCCUUUGGAGGAUAUCGUGAAGACACUCCCCUUGAGCACCCAAAAAUUCCAACAAGAAACCCGCUCGAGCAUACAAAAUGUGGAAUCCCAAAUGAGUCAACUGGCUUCCUCCAUUAGUCGUUUGGAGUCUCAAGGUAUUAAGAGAGCCAUGUAUGAUUUGGGUGCUUCUAUAAAUGUCAUGCCUCUUACUAUCUUUAAAUCUUUGAAUGUUGGUCCAUUAAAAGAAACGGGUGUUGUGAUUCAACUUGCUGAUCGUUCUAUUGUUUAUCCUGAAGGAGUCCUUGAAGAUGUUUUAGUAGAAGUUAAUGAAUUGGUUUUUCCUGCUGAUUUCUUUGUGAUAGAUAUGAGGGAAGAUAACUCCCCCAAUUCUACAUCUAUUUUGUUAGGAAGGCCAUUUCUUAAAACCGCUAGAACAAAAAUUGAUGUCCACAAUACAAUGUUACCUAUGGAAUUUGAUGGCACCUACUUUGGAAUUGAAGGAAUUGCCCAAACAUCUCAAGUAUGCCUUCUUAGGAGAAACUACACUCUAUCGGUGAUCAUCUCUAGCAAGCUUUUCGCUUUAGAAGAGAAGAAGUUAAUCCGUGUGCUUCGAGAGUUCCGAGAGAUCAUUGGUUGGACAUAG